Molecule: messenger RNA, 1116 nt
Organism: Tauraco erythrolophus (red-crested turaco)
Lineage: Eukaryota; Metazoa; Chordata; Aves; Musophagiformes; Musophagidae
Source: RefSeq, a predicted model, not a curated record
AUGGUGACCCCGCGGGUGCCCAUGCUGCGGGUGAAGCCCCUCGGGCACAGCCCUGAAAUCACGGCACAUGUCCGGCAGGACCUGCUCAAGCACACCCCAGCCGACCACCCUGACUACCCACUGCUGCAGGACGCCCUCCGCAUCUCGCAGAACUUCCUCUCCAGCAUCAAUGAGGACAUCGACCCACGGAGGACAGCGGUCACCACCCCCAAGGGGGAGACCCGGCAGCUCGUCAAGGAUGGCUUCUUGGUGGAGCUGUCGGAGGGCUCGCGGAAGCUGCGGCACGUUUUCCUCUUCACCGACGUAUUGCUCUGUGCCAAGCUGAAGAAGACGGCGGUGGGGAAGCACCAGCAGUACGACUGCAAGUGGUACGUGCCCCUGGCCGACCUGGUGUUCCCCUCGCCGGAGGAGUCAGAGCACUGUCCGCAGGUCCAUGUCAUCCCCGACCACGAGCUGGAGGACAUGAAGAUGAAGAUCUCGGCCAUCAAGAGCGAGGUGCAGAAGGAGAAAGCCAACAAGGGGCAGAGCCGGGCCAUUGAGCGCCUCAAGAAGAAGAUGUUUGAGAAUGAAUUCUGGCUGCUCCUCAACUCGCCCGCCAUCCCCUUCCGCAUCCACAACCGCAAUGGGAAGAGCUACCUCUUCCUGCUGUCAUCCGACUACGAGAGGUCUGAGUGGAGGGAAGCCAUUCAGAAACUGCAGAAAAAGGACCUCCAGGCCUUCGUCCUGAGCUCGGUGGAGCUGCAGGUGCUCACGGGAUCCUGCUUCAAGCUACGCACCGUCCACAACAUCCCGGUCACCAGCAAUAAGGACGACGACGAGUCCCCCGGGCUCUAUGGGUUCCUGCACGUCAUCGUCCACUCCGCCAAGGGCUUCAAGCAGUCUGCCAACCUUUACUGCACACUGGAGGUGGACUCCUUUGGCUACUUCGUCAGCAAAGCCAAGACCAGGGUUUUUCGGGACACCACUGAACCGCAGUGGAAUGAGGAGUUCGAGAUCGAGUUGGAGGGCUCCCAGUCCCUGCGCAUCCUCUGCUACGAGAAGUGCUACGACAAGACCAAACUCAACAAGGACAACAACGAAAUUGUGGACAAGAUCAUGGGCAAGGGGCAGAUCCAG